GACAGUGAGACCCACAGUACACAGAGCAAUGUGUGAGGAUGAGCAAAGCACAGACAAUGAAGAGAAACGGAUAGUGACAGCAAACAAAAGAAUAACUGAGAAUCAGAUAGUCCGUGACUGAAACCGCUCAUGUGAGAGAACCGCUGCCAAUCCGAGCUCGCGAUGCCUGAGUGAAGAAGAUCCAUUGUGGACUGCAUGCAGGAGGUUGUGUGGAUGGAAGUGACGGAGGGUUUCUAGACAGCGGAGGGAGAGGUGUGUAUAUGUGCAGGGGACGGUUUGGCUUCAUGGACUCACUGGCAUCGUAUCUUCUGUCCUACUGCGUGACCCUCCCCCUGUGCUCUGAAGCCCAUCGACCCACACAGACAUGAGCUCCAAACACUUGUCUGACUGGAUCCCCUACAGCACCUUGGAUGAUGAGGGCACUAACCUGCGACAACAGAAGCUGGACAGACAGCGAGCGCUACUGGAACAGAAACAGAAGAAGAAACGUCAGGAGCCACUGAUGGUACAAUCUAAUCUAGACGGGCGAUCUCGAGUGCGUAGGACCCGACAGUCAGAGGAACAGGCGCCACUUGUGGAGAGUUACCUCAGCGGCAACAGCAGCACCAUUUACCACGUGCAAGAAGCGGAGCAGGAAGAAGUUAAACCUGUAGCGGAGGUUCAGGCUCCUCGCUCGGCUAAAAAAACCAAGGCGCCUACCUCCACUCCUCAGACUGGCAGCGCCAAGAAGGAGAAAAAGGGCAAGCAGAAAGGAAUUGAUGGGCCCGCUGCCUUCCAGGAUGAGGGUCAGGAGCUGGGCAACCAGAUUCAGAUCCUGACCGAGGGCCACUCACCUGCCCAGGAGAGCGAGGCAGAGGGCCAUGGGGAGGCAGUGGGCAGCACUCAGUCACAGGGCAAACAGGACCUACGGGUCACCAUGCUGAAGAAAGGGAUCUCCAGUAGCAUGAACUUUGAUGAGGAGGAGGAUGAAGAUGAUUUGGUCAGCUCAAGCUCAUCUCAGCUUAACAGCAACACGAGACCUGGAUCCGCCACCAGCAAAAAGUCCAGCAAGGAGGCGACUUCGGCUUCCACCCCAUUGGCCAACGAGCCAUCCAUCGAUGUGGAUGACCUGGAGGAGUUUAUUCUCAGACCCGCCCCCCAAGGAGUGACUGUAAAGUGCAGGAUCACGCGGGAUAAGAAGGGCAUGGACAGGGGCAUGUACCCCACCUACUACCUCCAUCUUGAGAGAGAGGAUGGAAAGAAGGUUUUCCUUUUAGCUGGGAGGAAGAGAAAGAAGAGCAAAACAUCUAAUUACCUCAUCUCCAUCGACCCUACUGACCUAUCUCGAGGUGGCGAGAGCUUCAUCGGCAAACUGAGAUCAAAUCUUAUGGGUACCAAGUUUACGGUAUAUGACAGCGGUAUGAACCCAGUCAAGACCACAUCUAGCCUGGAUGCUGGAAAUCUACGGCAGGAGCUUGCAGCUAUCUGUUAUGAAACUAAUGUAUUAGGGUUCAAGGGACCACGAAAGAUGAGUGUCAUUAUUCCUGGAAUGAGCAUGGACCAUGAAAGAGUCUCCAUCCGGCCUCGAAAUGACCAUGAGACUCUGCUGGCCCGAUGGCAAAACAAAAGCACAGAGAGUGCGAUAGAGCUCCACAACAAGACGCCUGUGUGGAACGAUGACACGCAAUCUUAUGUGCUCAAUUUUCAUGGCAGGGUCACCCAAGCGUCUGUCAAAAACUUUCAGAUAAUUCAUGACAAUGACCCGGAUUACAUUGUGAUGCAGUUCGGUCGUGUAGCAGAAGACAUCUUCACUAUGGACUACAACUACCCCAUGUGCUCCCUGCAGGCAUUUGCUAUUGCCCUGUCCAGCUUCGACAGCAAGCUAGCCUGCGAGUAACUGUCUCUCCACCAGCCACAACUAAAAAAGGACCCAGCCAGACUGAUAUACAAUCAGAAUCACAGAGUAAAGGGCUGUGGUGAGCUCCAAGACUGCAAGGCCCCUCUCUCAAGACCCCCUUCCCCCCAUUUGGAGGCAUGAGCAAGUAUGGCCACAGAUUGUGUGUGUUGUCUUUUUGUGUUAAUGUUUGUGAGAGAAAGGUGGCUAUAUGUUUUAGAAAAGGGCAUCAUAUUGGGGGGAAAGCACAAGGACCACUUUUUUCCUAUUGAUCCGUGUGCUGCCGUUAUUUAACAGAUAUUGUGUUUUUCAAGGUGACACUAACAUUUUGGUAAUGUUAAAUUAAGAAUCUUUUACAGUGGUAUGUUGUGACCCUAUGAUGAAAAAAUGAACUUUAUUUUUCCAUAGUCAUAAUUCUACAAGGAUAAUACGUAUUCACUAACAAUUUAAUUUUAACUUUCAGAUUAAAUGUAACAUGUAGCUGUCAUUUAUAACAGGUUGAGUAUUUUGUUUACUUAAUGAACAGAGUUUUGGACAUGGCAUUGGUUACACAUGUCACCUGGCUUAAAAAUAUACAGUGCACAUGCUUUAUGAGGGCUUCAGAAUUGUUAGCCAGUGUACGAAGUAUUUCUGUCUGACAUAUUUACACAUUAUUUAUGUAUUUUCAUACAUAUUUAUAGAUUUCCUUUCAGUCUGCUGAUUUUCUUUUACCCGAUGCCCAUAAUUCCUUGUGCUUCAUACACAGACUCGGAGCAUUUGCAUUCGAACAUUUGGUGUAGAUUCAUGGAGUACAUCAUUAGAUCAUGUCCAAACUGCAUUACUUCGGACCUGAGUGACAUGUAUUGGUGUUCACCUGCUUGUACACCAUCAGAAUGACCUAAAACGAAUAGCUCACCAGAUCUACACUAAUAACUCCAGUGUGAAUGCUCCGGAGGAAUGGUGACAAAAGUGUGUGGUAUGUCUUUUAAUGUGAGGGUCAAUAUCAGGGUAAGUACAUUAUCAUCUCAAUUGUUCGGACCCACUGCUUUGUGGGGGGAUGUACUGAACGGCGCACUUUAUACAGAGUGUUUAUUGGUGGAGAGCUGUAAAUAUUGUGCCUUUGGACAAGUCACUUUUGAUGCUUGGUGAGAUGCUAAAUUGUUUUCUUCAGCCAGUGUUUAUUUAUCAUGCAGAUAUCCAAGCUUUUGUCUUUUCUCUUGAGAACAACUGGUAGCUUUACAGUGUACUGGGCUGUAGCUGUACAGAAUGAUCAGGUUCUGAACACAGAAAGUCAUUGAUUGACACAUUAAGACAGUUUGUUCACAAGCCAUCUAUGACGUUUCCUGCUGCAUGUGUAUUUUUUUUCUGUUACAUUACAAAAUGAAAAGGUGUGCAAAAUGUUAAAGGAACAAAGUUUGAAAAAAAAACACCCUUGUUUUUAUUAUGUUUUGUAAACCGAUGUUUCUUUGCUAAACAUGAUUAAUGAAUCAAGGGUGAUGAUGAUGUCAAGGGAAUAAUGGUGAUGUUGUAUCAGCAAUGAAACAAUUUAAUUGACAAAUCCUGCAGAAUAAUACUGACAUUACAUUCAUAUUUGGUCUUAAAGCUGGUCAAAGUAUAUUCUUUCAAGCCGUAAAGAAGUCUUGAUUUAAGUGGCCACACAUAAGCAUUAUAAUGCGGAUGAUUUUUAUUUUAUUUAUCAUUCCAGUUUAAGGUCGAUUUCACGGCCAAGUCUUCUGCAAAAAUCUUUUAUUAUUGUCUUAAAACUAACAACAUUAGAUUUGAAUGAAUGCGUUUUAAAAAAUUUACUGCAAAGUUUUUUGUGGUAUUUUGAUUUAAUGAGGAAUAAAGUAGAUUUUUGUUCUGAACACAAAAGAAAACCGUAAAUUACACUAAAAACAUCAAAUAAUAUUUCAUAACAGAAAUCAAUUCAAUUAUUUAAUCCGGUGAAUUAAUAUGCUGCAAAUAUAGCAUUUACUGUUUUGUAUGUUUGUUUUUUACCUUUGAUCAUAAUGUGCUGAUUUAGACAUCACAUUUUAAAAUACAUCUUUCCCCCAGAAAAGUAUUUUUAAUAUUACUUUUUUAGGAAAAGAAAUAUAAAUAUAUAUAUAAUUGUUUUCAAUUUGCAAAGAAAUCUGUGAUGUUUACUUUAAGUAAAGUUUGCCAUUUUUAACUGCCUUGUGAACCAUUCCAGCAGUUUCUAUUCUCUGUCAAUGUAACAUUCUAACAUUUUAAGUUUGCUUUCAAUGGAUAAAACAAUGACGACAUAUGUGUUUUUCUGCUUCUGUUUGAAAACUCACCACUGGUGUAUUAAACUGAUGUAUAAUGUCACGCUGUUUUAUAAACAUGUACAUUCGUCUAUAUACAGUGUUUGUAUACAGUAACUAAGAUAUGAAAAAAUAAAUCUGAACUCCA
Triplophysa dalaica is the source of this 4264-nucleotide messenger RNA. RefSeq names its product TUB bipartite transcription factor (gene tub). The record is from RefSeq and is a predicted model, not a curated record. The transcript has 12 exons. Bases 365 to 1876 code for a protein of 503 amino acids. Gene Ontology annotation, biological process: protein localization to cilium. NCBI's taxonomy places the organism in Eukaryota, Metazoa, Chordata, Actinopteri, Cypriniformes, Nemacheilidae. Gene Ontology annotation, cellular component: cilium.